Xyrichtys novacula (pearly razorfish) is the source of this 3810-nucleotide messenger RNA. Lineage: Eukaryota; Metazoa; Chordata; Actinopteri; Labriformes; Labridae. The record is from the annotation of a GenBank genome assembly.
AUGCUGAAUUCUACUAAUGUUGACAUGCAAGGGGGUGGGAAGUCGUUGAGGUUCACAUGUUGGAAUGUUGGGGGAAUGAAUGGGCCAGUCAAGAGAGGACGUAUCCUGUCACAUCUCAAACACCUUAAAACUGAGAUCGCCUUUUUGCAGGAAACCCACUUGACUAUAAAGGAUCAGUCUAGAUUGAAGGCACAAUGGGUGGGCCAGAUUUACCACUCAGGCUUUGAUUCGAGGACACGGGGUACUGCCAUUCUAAUUCAUAAAAAUGUUCAUUUUAUUAAAAAAGAUAUUAUCUCCGACCCUUGUGGCCGUUUCAUUAUGGUUUCAGGUUGUCUCUUUAAUACCCCAGUGCUCUUGGUAAACAUUUAUGCCCCAAACUGGGAUGAUGAAGCUUUUAUUAACAAGAUUAUCUCCCUCCUGCCUGAUUUGAACUCUUACCAUUUGAUUUUUGGAGGCGAUACAAAUUGCACCAUGGACCAAGUCUUAGAUCGAUCAAGUACAAAGAAAAAAGCUAUUUCCAAGAUGGCUAAGGCUAUAUCUUCAUUUAUGAGUCAAGUAGGUUGUGUGGACGUUUGGCGUUUUAAGUUUCCUGACAAGAAAAUCUUUUCUUUUUUCUCUAAAGUACAUAAAACGUUCACUAGAAUUGACUACUUAUUCAUUGAUAAAUUUUUUUUACCCUCAGUUAAAUUCGUUGACUACUCAGCCAUCGUAGUUUCAGACCAUGCCCCCUUACUGCUUGACCUUGAUUUUUCAAAUUUAAACAAAGCCCGUCCACCUUGGAGACUAAAUCCCAUAUUAUUAAACGACCCUAAUUUUAGCACAUUUAUUGCCAAUAAAAUUGAUGAAUUCAUCUCAAAUAAUAACUCUGAUACUGUCUCACCAUCCUUACUUUGGGAAACCCUAAAGGCUGUAAUCAGGGGGGACAUUAUAUCAUAUUGCUCCAAAAAGAAUAAAUUAAAGAAAAAACAACUAGAUCAGUUAAUUGAAGGUAUUAAAAAAUUGGAUAAUGAUUACUCAGUAUCUCCUUCUCCUGAAACAUACAAAGAGAGGCUAAGUUUACAGAUGCAAUAUGAUUUGCUUACUACAGAAAAAACAGAGAAUAUGCUAAUACGCUCAAGGGGCCUCACGUAUGAACACGGUGAGAAGGCAGGCCGAUUACUAUCCCAUCAACUCAAGAAAGAGAGUGCUGCAAGAAACAUUCCCCAAAUUAAGAACUCAGAUGGCUUAUGUACAGUUAUUCCGACAGAAAUUAAUAACACUUUUAAAACCUUUUAUUCUGAUCUGUAUACUACUCGGUUCCCUGUGGACAUUUCUGAUAUGAUGAGCUUCCUUGGGGACCUCCAGUUUCCGAUUCUCCACGUCGAAAAAUAUGAAACUCUAGAACAGCCUUUAAGCUUGAAGGAGAUUGAAGACUCAAUUUUAGCAAUGCAAAAUGGGAAGGCUCCUGGCCCAGACGGCUAUCCAGUUGAAUUUUAUAAAAUAUUUUCUAAUAAACUAGCUCCACUCCUGUCGAAAAUGUACACUGACUCUCUUGGAAAGGGCCUCCUACCUCAAACACUUACAGAAGCAUCAAUUUCGCUUAUCCUAAAACCGGACAAAGACCCACUGAACUGUGGUUCAUACCGGCCCAUAUCUCUUUUAAAUGCUGACUACAAGAUUCUCGCGAAAAUAUUAGCUUCACGUAUGGAGACAGUCAUUAGUGACAUGAUCUCUGUAGACCAGACUGGUUUUAUCAGAGACCGUCAUUCCUCAUCUAAUAUUCGUCGUCUCCUCAAUGUUAUUCUCUCUCCUGCAUCCUCGUGGACCCCCGAGAUGGUGGUCUCCUUGGAUGCAGAGAAAGCUUUUGACAUGGUGGAGUGGAGUUACCUACUGGAGGUUCUCAAGAAGUUUGGUUUCGGUCCUAGGAUGAUCUCUCUCAUCUCACUUCUCUACUCGGCCCCUAAGGCGUCGGUCAGUACCAAUGGAAUGAAUUCACAGAUGUUUACGCUCUCUAGAGGCUGCAGACAAGGUUGCCCAGCAAGCCCCCUACUAUUCGCCCUGGCAAUCGAACCUCUCUCUAUUGCCCUUAAAUCAGCUCCUUUCUACCAGGGUAUUCGCAGGUGGGGAUUGGAAUAUAAAGUCUCUCUGUACGCAGAUGACUUAUUAAUAUAUAUAUCAGACCCAGUUUUCUCAGUGCCAAAGAUCAUUCAACUGUUGAAUAGAUUUGGUACUUUUUCGGGUUACAGAUUAAACUUUAAUAAAAGUGAAUGCUUUCCAAUAAACGACUUGGCUCGCAAAAUUCCAAGCAAUUCACUACCAUUUCGUACCUCUGAGAUUGGGUUUAAAUAUCUGGGGGUACUUAUCCGUAGAUCGCUAGAUGAUUUGUUUAGAGAUAAUAUCUUACCCCUUGUUGAGAAACUAAAAGUAGAUCUUCACAGGUGGGGACUUAUCAAUAUAUCACUGGCAGGGAGAGUGAACUGUAUUAAGAUGAACGUGUUACCUCGUUUUUUGUAUUUAUUUCAAGCCUUACCAGUCUUUAUUCCUAGAUCCUUUUUUUGUAAACUUGACUCAUUGUUGUCCUCAUUUAUCUGGGGGGACAAACCCUCAAGAAUUAAGAGAGAAUAUCUACAAAGAUCUAGGGUCGAAGGUGGUCUUGCGCUCCCUAAUUUUAAAUUUUACUAUUGGGCUGCUAACAUCUCUAAGAUAAUUUGCUGGUCCCAACACCCCGAUUUAGAUUGGUGCAAAAUUGAAGCCAACUCAUGUCUUAACACAUCUUUACUAGCCUUAACUACUACCAAAUUACCUAUUUUACCUAAACGUCACUCAGCUAACCCAAUUGUUGUGAGUACCUUACAGAUAUGGUCUCAAUUUAGAACCUUUUUCGGCCUCCGUGAACUUUCUCCCUACAGUCCUAUUUAUAAUAAUCACCUAUUUGCCCCCUCAAUUACAGACCCAAGCUACUUGACGUGGCACAGACUGGGCCUCUCUAGACUAUCAGAUCUCUAUAUUGACGGGAUUUUUGCAAAUUUUAGAGAACUAGCCAAUAAAUAUGAACUUCCGAAUUCUCACCUUUUUAGAUUUUUUCAAAUCCGUGACUUUGUUAAAACUCACAACCCUUCAUUCCCUAAUAAGCCUCCUAGUUCUGGAAUGGAACCUAUUCUAGAAGCUCCUGGACAAUUAAAAGGACUUUUGUCCUUUGUCUACAAAGUAAUCUCUUCUUUAAGAGCUACUACUGUAGACGGGAUCAGAUUGGGCUGGGAGGAAGAAUUUGGAGAACCAAUCGCAGAUGACACUUGGAAGCGGGCACAGACUCUAGUGAAUGGCAGUGCAUCGUGUGCCCGACUCAGCCUGAUACAACUGAAGGUCUUUCAUCGUUCCCAUUAUAGCAAAGCCAAAUUGGCUAGAAUAUACCCCACCCUGGAUGAUACUUGUGACAAAUGUCAAUUAUCCCAUGCAGAUUUAACUCAUAUGUUUUGGGCUUGUCCCUGUAUACAGACAUACUGGACUGACAUAUUCAGACACUUAUCUCAAAUGUUUAACAUUAAUCUACAACCCAGUCCAGAAUCAGCUAUUUUUGGGGUGCUGCCCAGAGAAUUAACUUAUAAUAGAACAACUCAAAAUGGUAUUGCUUUUCUGACACUGCUGGCAAGGAGGAAAAUCCUGCUAGAGUGGAAGUCUUCACACGCCCCCCAAUCACACUCCUGGCUUAAAGAUGUGAUGGCUUAUUUAAAAUUAGAGAAAAUUAAAUUUGAUUUACGGGGGUCACCAGGUGGUUUCACGUCCUCCUGGGGCCCCACUAUAAAUUACUUAAACAACUUGACAACUCUUUGA